AUGGAGGUCAUAGGUCAAGAUGGUAAAUGUGACCAGACACAUCCGUGCUCACAGAUAUGUGUAGAGACGGCUGCUAAGAGGUUAAGAUGUGCUUGCUUUCCUGGACAUGUUCUCUCAAGAAAUGGUUUCCUUUGUCUAGGUGAAACUAUCGACAUCGACAGCGACGUGCCUACGACCAACGGCCUCAUCACGGACGAUGAGGACUUCGGUGAGGGGAGCGGGUCAGGUGACGGAGAGGGCGGCGAGGGUGGCGAGGGUGGCGAGGGUGGCGAGGGUGGCGAGGGUGGCGGUCCUCCAGACCAGACGGCUGAUCUGACAUGUGAUGAUUGGCCAUGUGAGAAUGGGGGCACCUGCUACCUCCGAGGGGAAACCCCCAUGUGUACCUGCGCCCUGGGAUGGGAGGGAGCCAUGUGUGAGGAUGCUGUGAACAUUCGCUUCCCUCGUUUCUAUGGCACCUCGUACCUCUCGAUUCCAGUACCCACCUCCAAGCUCUACCAGUCCUUCUACAUCACCAUAUCCUUCAAGCCUGAGUCUCUCAAUGGAAGGCUCUUGUUUGCUAGUCAGGAGGAGGAUGGUAAAGGGGAUUACAUGGCUGUCGGUCUGGUCGAUGGGAAGGCUGUCUUCAGGUUUGACUGUGGUCAGGGAGCAGCCGUGAUCACCAGCCGGACCUCUGUCACCCUCUACAAGUGGCACACUCUCAAGAUCGGUAGAGAUGCUCGUAAAGGUUGGCUCCAACUUGACGAUGCUCGUAUGGUCAGGGGUACCACACCGGGUACGUUUUCCAUGGUGACUUUGAAGGGAGACCUCUUUGUCGGAGGGUUCAACACCACUGCAGAGGUCCGUGAUGGUCUAAGGAUCAAGCACAUGUUCCAAGGUUUCAAAGGAUGUAUCGAGAGCAUCGACAUUUCAAACAUGGACUUGGAUCUUAGGCCUUAUCCCAAGGGUUCCAUGCUUGGAGGACAGAAUGUUGGUGAAUGCAGUGAUGGUGUAUGCAAGCAUCAUGUAUGUACCAAUGGGGGAGCAUGUAUCGGCAGGUCACCGGAUCAAGCCAUGUGUCUAUGCCCUCUUGGAACACACGGCUCAGUAUGCGAGGAUGUAAUUGAGAUCCACACCCCAUCGUUCAACAGCUCCCACUCCUCCCACAUCGCCCAUGACUCCCUCGGCAAGAAGCAUCUCUCCUUCCUCCAGAUGGAGAUCAUUUUCAAACCCAAGGAGCCGUCUGGGAUCCUCAUCUACAGCGGUACGGAAUCCAGGGAGGGGGACUUCUUCUCCAUCACGCUGGAUGAGAACUACAUUGGCUUUAAGUUUGAUUGUGGCUCAGGGCCCGCUGUUUUGAGAUCAACCCGGCCAGUAACACUUCAUAAUUGGCACAUUGUGGAGGUAUCCAGAACGGCCCGAGAAGGUAUGUUGAGGGUGGAUAACCAACCUACGGUUACAGCCUUAGCCCCUGGAGCCUUCACGCAAACAUCGUUUGAUACAAACCUAUACAUCGGAGGCAUUGAUGAUAUCGACCUCCUGUCCAGAGAGAUGGCAGUCAAGAAUUCAUUCAGUGGAGAUAUCCAAAGGGUGUUAGUCAAUGAUAACGCGUUAGAUCUGAUCAAUGAGGCCGUGGGCGGGGCUAAUGUCGGUAACGCCCACCAUCCAUGCCAGGGGCGGCCAUGUGGUUACAAUGGAGAGUGCCACCCACUUCAGGAAUACUACUUCUGUGAUUGUAGACUAGGCUUCAAGGGAACCUACUGUGAAAUAGAAAUUGAAGAAACUGUCACAGAACCUAGCUUCAUAGGAAGGAGUUAUCUCUGGUUUGCCAGUAAUGAAAUUACUUCCAGAUUGUCAGGGGAGAGGAACAUGUUCUCCUUUGAACUCCGAGCCACAGAGCCCAACGGUCUGGUCCUAUGGGCAGGUCAUUCCAGUAUGACCUCAGGAAGUGAUUUCAUUGCUAUGGGCCUUGAAAAUGGCUUCCUUUUACUAAGAUUCAACCUUGGAGGAGGGGAGGCAGUCCUAACAAGCAGGAGACCUGUCAACGACGGGGAGUGGCACGUCGUUAGGAUAGACAGGCUAGGCAUUGUGGCUAUCAUGGAAGUAGACAACGACAAUGCAGUCACGAACCAGGCCAGUGGAGAAGACUUCAGGCAACUCAAUGUCAAUGAUGGCUUAUACCUAGGUGGAAUGGAUGACAUGGUUGAGACGACAAUGAACCUCUACUCAGAAGGCAUGACAGGGUGUCUCAGGAACUUCAACAUUGACCAAAGUCUCAAGGUCUUAUCAACGGAACAACCCGACGGCGGCAGGAACAUCAAACAAUGCUCAUAAUCCAUCCAUAAAAAAAGAAAGACUUUUUUCCUCUUCGUGUCCAGCGGCAACAUUUUUGUAUGGCCCAAGAGGGCGUGAAUUCAGUCGCGUCUUGUCGCACAAGCUGUCCAUAGAAAUGCAAUUGAAUUCCGACGUUGACCAAGCUCAGAAAUGAUCUGCUUCAAAUAUAUAUUCCAAGUGUUUAUAUGGAAAGGAGAUCAUCUUUAGUGAGUCAAGGCAAGGCAGUGACGUGAAUACAUUCAACUCUGUCCUAAGUUCCCAUGGUAAUGGCAACAGUUCAAAAUGACCAUCAUUAAUGGAGUGACUUUUAAAGGGAAAGUUAUGUCACAUAUCCGUCAGUAUUUUUGUUUGAUCUUGGUGGGAAGAAUUCCUGCCGUUUGGGAGAUCCAUCAUGUUAGUCACUUCUGUAGAAGAGCAAGUUUUAAUGACUAUAAUCCUCCUCAUAUUGCCAACCAAAGCUCACAUCAGUGUGGACUGUUAUAUUUGAAUUAUUGGUAGUAUUUUUAAGACCUUAUAUUUUUGUCAGGGUAAGAUGUCUAAAGUACAGAAGGCUAAAUUACAGUCCAUGUUUCUUUAUAUUUUCUUUCAUUUAAAUCUUAUUCUAAUGUACAAUAUUUAUAUCAACAAGUGUGUAAAGAAUUGUUAUGAGUUACAAUGUGUCAGUUUAAAAUCUGCAUCUACAGUCUUGCGUAGGAGUUAUACUUGGAUCAUCAUGACCAGUAUAUAAAAAUUGCAGAUGAGGCAAUUGAAAACCAUGAAAAGAUCAGUAGUAAUAGUAACAUUUUUAUCAUUUGGAAAAAACACAACUGAAACGAGUCUUGAUCGCCAUUCUUGGAGCCUGAUUCAUUUUAGCAGACUUUUUAACAGCAGAGUUUCUACAAAUACAUCAAAAUCAACUCAAGACAUCUACAUAAUGGUACUAUAUCUCAAAACAGUACUGUUAGAGAUCUUCUCUUGAAACCACCCCUUUCGUCUCAAUAGUGUGUUUUUUGUAAGGCUUUUCAUUAUUCUACUUACAUCUUGAGAAUCUGAAUUUGAAACUUCAAUUUAUUCAACGGCAGAUAGGUUUUUUUUGUAUGUGUGUGUCUGUAGGCUGAAGUCGAAAGUCAGGCAUUAUUAUGAGUUUUGUAGUUCUACACUUGCCCACAAACAUAUUUCAAACAAUCCGCACUGUCACAUGGCUUUCAUUAAGUUGAAAUUUGUAUUUUCCUUUUUUUAAGAUAGUAAUGGUCAUAAGAAAUGCAAAAUAUCUUAUAAAAAUUAUCACAGUGGAAAAUCAAGUGAAAGGAUAGUUUCUGGAUUUUUAUUUUACUGUUAGUUUUAAAAUUUGAAAGUACUAAACAUUUGUAAGUAUUUAUAUGUCAUAUGUAACUCACAGAUUUUGAGAAAUAUGUCAACCUCGAGUUCAAGUAAUGUAAAAUGACACACAAAUGGAUUUUUUGCCAAAUGAUACUAAAUAAGAACAAGUAGUAAAUGCAUUCCAUUAAUGAUGAGUAUUUCAGUGAGAAGGAUUUGAAAGACUUUUAAAUGCCUUUUGAUUAUGUGACAGAUUUCUUGUUUUAUGUUUAUGAUAAGAUUUUGUAUCAACGUUCUUAUGGAUAUAUUAUUAAAAGUUGUGAGGGUCAUCAUUUUUAUGCAUAUUAAUCUACAUUUUUAAUGAAAUGUGAAAAUAAGACAGGAGAUAUGAUCAAAAAGUUGUUUAUUGUUGGAAAAAAAUAUGUUCCUCAUUUUGAUUAGCUUUGACCUGAUUAUCAUUUGUUAAAGGAGCAUAAAU
This is a messenger RNA of Strongylocentrotus purpuratus (purple sea urchin), 4084 nucleotides long. Its product is annotated as pikachurin-like. Bases 1 to 2310 code for a protein of 769 amino acids. Gene Ontology annotation, molecular function: calcium ion binding. The record is from RefSeq and is a predicted model, not a curated record. The transcript has 14 exons. Lineage: Eukaryota; Metazoa; Echinodermata; Echinoidea; Camarodonta; Strongylocentrotidae.